Molecule: messenger RNA, 3074 nt
Organism: Pseudophryne corroboree (corroboree frog)
Lineage: Eukaryota; Metazoa; Chordata; Amphibia; Anura; Myobatrachidae
Product: myb-related transcription factor, partner of profilin-like
Exons: 5
Coding region: 390-1544 (384 amino acids)
Cellular component (GO): nucleus
Source: RefSeq, a predicted model, not a curated record
GUUCAAGUUUGGAAAAAAAUGGAGUGUUCAACGCUUGGUUUUUCCCCACUUUUUAAUUUUCCAUGUUUGAACAGGUUUGGUUAUCCUAGGGGAUUUCCUGCUGCUGGACUUUUAAAUGGGAAACACAGGGUAUAUAUCUGUGUUGAAUAAAAAAAGGAAAUUACUGUAUGAUAGCUGCAAAUUCACAGAAACGAAACUUAGCCGUGUAGUUGUUUAUAAACCUCUCUGGUAUGUCACUGCUCUCACUGUCCUGCGGCAGAAGUGUCUGUCUGUGUCAAAGUGGAAAUUAGUAUUGUGAUUGAAGUGUGAGAUAGAUAUCCUAACAUUGGAAUCUGAAGACCCACAGAAAUACAAAGUGUCAAUCACUAGAACUCUCAGCUACAAGCCUGAUGAAAAUUACAGAGUUUUUCUCUUUUUCAACAUCCUCCAGUGGCAAAGCAAAAAGAACUGUCACACCGAUCACUGACAACACAGAAGAGAAGGAUCAAAGUAUGUUUCAAAGUGGCAUCAGUGUAUGUACGACAAUCCAAACACCUAAGAAGAGAAAGGAACGGUUUACUGACCCCGAGCUCCAUAUACUUGUUGACACAAUUCUAGCCCACGCUGAGCAAUUGUUUGGACGUAAAUCUCUUAAUGCCUCGGGGAAAGCUGCCCUCUGGGAUAUAGUAGUGAAAAAAGUCAAUGAAGUAGCCGGAAUGAAGCGCACAGUUGUAGAAUGCAAGAAGAGAUGGCAUGACUACAAAAGGAAAGUCCAGCAAUGUAUCGAUAAAAGAAAACUGCAGGUUCCCUUGCCCGGCAAGAUGGAGUCACUAGAAGAUUAUCUGUCCAAAAGACAGAUAAAUGUAGCUAUGUUCUUUAAAAUGGAUGCAGAAGGGACAGGUGCAAUUCAAGUAUCUGAUGACUCUUCAACUGAUGACGGGGAUUGUGCUUCUUCAAGUCACAAUGUAGUGACCCCCUCUACUCAUAUUCAUUCUGAAGAUGAGUUUAUUGGUCAGACGGAAAAACAGUCACUUUCAGCAUGCUCAGUCAAGAACAGUCCUCAGGAUGGAUCCAUCUCACAGUCCAACAAAGCAAAGGUAUCAGGGAGAUCCAUAGAUCACAAACCCAGUGAGACUCAGCUUCAAUUAACAAACUUAGAAACUAAGUUAGACCAAUUAAUUACCCAGCAAAAGAAUACAAAUGAGAUUCUUCAAGGCAUACGUAGUGGAGUUGUUGCAAGCCUGGACCUGCAGAAGAAGAUGAAUCGUCUUCUGAAAAGCAACUUUUUGGAGUUGCAAAACUCUAUCAGAGCUAGUAAGGAGGCAUCAAGCAAUCAGAGUAGCAUUCUGGAAAUCACGCUGAAAGGUCUCCAGGCUAAGAUGGAUGAGGUCACCAACAGUCUUCAAGCUAAACAACUGCAAGAACUGAUGUCCAGCGAUGAGUCCGAGUGCUAUUCACAAGAUAUGGGAUCUUCUCCAUUAGCUGCAAAGACUACACCAGCAAAGAAGAAGAGAUGUAAUCAACGCCCUUCAUCAACUGGUCUAAUAAAGAAGAAAAAAAUGUAAAUGAAUGUAAUAUAUAAUGAUAAUAAUUUCUCAGCGCUGGUAAUGAAGCAUAAUCUUAAGGUCUGAAAAGUCCUGCCAAGCAUGCCUAAAAGUUAGGAAGUACUCCAGUAUUCAUUUUACAUUUGUGUAUGAUCAAAUACUAGGAAAUAUUAUUUUAAACUAGGGUCAAAUUUAUGUAUUUAAAGCAACUUGGCUUUACCUCAAGCAUUUGUAUCAAGUAUAUACUUUAGACAAAGGGGCUAAUCCAGACCUGAUCGCUAGGCUGCGUUUUCGUACAGCGGGAGAACAGGUCUAAACUGCGCAUGUGUAUGCACCGCAAUGUGCAGGCGCAUCGCACAGGUACAAAGCGGAUCGCCGCUCAGCGAUGGGUUUGUGUGAAGGAUCCGUUUGCACGGGCGUUAGCAAGGAGAUUGACAGGAAGAAGGCGUUUGUGGGUGUCAACUGACCGUUUUCUGAGAGUGUUUGGAAAAACGCAGGCGUGUCCAAGCGUUUGCCGGGAGGGUUCCUGACAUCAAUUCCGGUCCCAAACAGGCUGAAGUAUUCUCAGCGGCUGAGUAAGUCCUGGGCUACUCAGAGACUGCACAAUAUCUGUUUGUACAGCUCUGCUACACAUGCGUUCGCACACUUGCAAAGCGAAAAUAAACUCCCCUAUGGGCGGCGACUAUGCGAACGCAGGACUGCAAAAAAAACCUAGCGAGCGAACAGGUCUUAAUUAGCCCCAAAAUUAUUAUAACAACCCUCAUAGUGGGUUAUGCCCAAGCAUUACAAAACAAAACAGGAUAAACACCACAUAAUCCUUCAGUUAUUUAAGUGACUGUGUGUAGAUCAUGUCGGCAGGACCGAAUGAGUAGUUAAGGGGGGUACACACGGAGCGAUAAUCUAAGCAAUCUGACUAGAUUGCUUAGAUUUUCAGCAACAUCGCUCCGUGUGUAGCCCCCUCAGCGAUAGCGAUGCGUGGCCCCGCACAACGCUAUCGCUGCUGCUAGAUUGGCCUGCAUGCAGGCCAAUCUAGCGGGUCGCUCACUUCACCCGCUGGGUGAAAUGAGCGCCCCCCCCGUCUUCCCCCGCACGCUCAGCACAGAUCGCGCUGUGCUGAGCGCCGGGAGAGAUGUGUGCUGAGCGGUUCGCUCAGCACACAUCUCUCCCAAAUCGGGCCGUGAGUACUGGCCUUUAGUCCCUACUUUGGAACAUUAAAAAAGAAUACUAACUACUUGCUGAGCUAGUUAGAGAGAAGGUGCUGGGGAAGAGGACAAGCUCCAUUAUAUAGCAUCUGGGGUAGGGGGUGUAGGGAAUUCAAAGUGAAAUAGCAAGGGGCAGCAAGGAUGUUAUAUGAAUAUAUUCCCUUGUACAAAAGUAAGCAACAGAUAAAAACUGCCUAAUCAUCAUGGAUACAGGGGGACAUUCUGAGAUGAUCGUAGCUGUGCUAAAUUUAGCACAGCUACGAUCAUUCACACUGACAUGCGGGGGGGACGCCCAGCACAGGGCUAUCCCACCCUGCAUGUCCGUGCCGGACCCCCCCCCCCCCCCCCG